Molecule: messenger RNA, 2271 nt
Organism: Exophiala spinifera
Lineage: Eukaryota; Fungi; Ascomycota; Eurotiomycetes; Chaetothyriales; Herpotrichiellaceae
Exons: 1
Coding region: 1-2271 (756 amino acids)
Biological process (GO): DNA-templated transcription; positive regulation of transcription from RNA polymerase II promoter by galactose
Cellular component (GO): nucleus
Molecular function (GO): RNA polymerase II cis-regulatory region sequence-specific DNA binding; DNA-binding transcription factor activity, RNA polymerase II-specific; zinc ion binding
Source: RefSeq, a predicted model, not a curated record
AUGCCUCGACCCCGGGUUAAGGACGAGGAUCGGAAAAGAGUCGCGCGCGCGUGCGACACGUGCAAACGACGCAAGGAGAAAUGCGAUGGCCAGUUUCCGUGUCUGUUGUGCAAGCGACGUGGUCGUGAGCCAGAAUGUGUCUUUACAGAGGCCUAUUCCAAACGGGGGUCUACUGCGCCGCGCAAAGAAAAGCCCGCCGCCCAACAGCCGCCCUCGCAACCCAUGACUCUAAAAGACGCCCUGAGUGACUCCAACGAUGCCGAAAUCGCCAUCGAAUCGCUGUUGACGCUCUCCGGGUCCAGGAGCGCUCCCAAGUCGCCACAGUACGACCGGGAGCAGGAUGGAUUGAUCUCGAGGGCACCGGUGCCCAAACUCGCAAGACUUCUCCGCGACGGCAGGGGCAAGUUCAUCUUUGUCGGAGACUCGAGCAAUUUGGCCUUCGUCCAAAACAUCCGCAGGCUCGUCAAGGCGGAAAUCGGUGAAUGCGGCCUCACGUCCGACCCUCUUCGUCAUGCCAUGUGCGAGGUGAUACCCCCACACCAGAUCCCUUCGCCGCUGCAGACCCAACACCCUAAGCCGACUGAGGCGGAGGCGAGGGAUCUGCUCAAACACUACCUGUUGGCCUCGAGCGGUGUGAUCGACCUGUUUGACCCGGACGAGAUUACGGAGCACCUGUGCGUCUGGACGCAGGACUCGACGUCCGACACCGACUUCAACAGCGCCAUCUACUAUCUGAUCAUGGCCAUUGGAGCCAUUUGCCGCAACGCCGGCGACCUAGACCAGGCCGAGUUCUACUUCACGCGAGGCCGAGAGAUCGGUGUGCCCAGCUUCCUCGAGGACCCGAGCGUGCUGACCAUCCAGGCCUACGCCCUCAUCACGUUCUACAUGCUCUCGGCCACGCGCCGCAACGGCGCCUUUAUGUUGCUGGGCAUCGCCGUGAGGGCGGCGUAUGCGCUAGGCCUGCACAGAAGCGACAUCUCCAACCUGUUCGAACCUCGCGAGAGGCUCGCGCGAGAAAGGGUGUGGAAGAGUCUACGCGUGCUUGACCUCUACAUGAGCGGCUCGCUCGGUCGGCCACCCGCCACGUCCGAAGUCGACGGCGGAAGCGUGUCUUGGAACAAGUCUACGCGAGACUACGAGGGGAUACAGAUGAAUGGUCGGAACACGUCGGCGACGCUAAGAAUUUGCUUCAUUUUUGAAAGAAUACUAAAUGAGGUCUACUGCCGCCGCGAGGUCUCGGUGCAGCUCGUGGAAAGCAUAUCGAGGCAAUAUCGGGAUUGGACCAUGCAAUUACCUGCAGGCUUACAGGCCGACAGCCUGGACCAGAAGGCAGGCACCACGGCACCGACAUUGCGGCAAACAAUAGGUAUUGCCCAUCUCAAGUGCCAGUACUAUUGGUCCAUCAUCUUGUUGACCAGGCCUUUCUUAAUCUUCAAGGUGUCGUCCAAGAUCAAAGGACGGCAAGACGAGGACAACACUGCCGGCAGCUCUGUGACCAUGACCCUCAGUGAGGCGUGCAUCGACGCUGCGUUGAGAAGUGUUGAGAUUGCCACUGACCUGGUCCACAUCCCUGGCGUGCCCAAAAGACUGUUCAUGGUCGCCAACAGCGUCUUCAUCUCAGCUAUGGUCAUCGGCUUCGCCAUCUUUGGCGACUUUGACAAGUCCUUUCCCCUGCUGAGCAGCAUUGUUCAAGCAGAGUCCAUCCUUGCCAUGAUGGCCAAGGAUGAUCUCUCCACUCGGCGACACGCCGAGAUCACCAAAAAUCUUCAUCUUGCUGCCUUGGAACAUAUCAAGAGGCGUGACCAGAUUCAAAUGCAGAAGCGACGACAAGAUAUCCUCAACAUCUUUGGCGAUCCUAUCAACAAAGGUAACGGGGUAAGAUCCACAGGAACCACGACCGGAGACCAAACUCCAGUCGACACCGGAAAGGCGCCACUGACAGACCAGACCAACGGUCUGGGGGAUUUCGACACCACCGAGCAGCUUGAAGAUGCGCCGCCGCCAUGGCAAUUGCGCUUCGACAUGCCGCCCGAAAGCCGUGGACCGGUGCUCACCACGUCUGGAGCGUUGGCUUAUAACGGUGAGGACGGAGGGGACCAACUGCAGAUGCUUCCGCGACAGGAUUUCAGCCAAAUGCACGACGCAGAUGGUCUCUCACCGGACGGGUCGGGGGUGCCGAGUCUGCCAUCCUAUGCCGAGGAGUUCCCGCUUUUCUCGUUAAUGACGGACUUUGAUCAACUGCAGGACCCGUUUCCACUGCCAGGACCUUGA